Cannabis sativa is the source of this 1521-nucleotide messenger RNA. RefSeq names its product protein S-acyltransferase 10. Gene Ontology annotation, cellular component: endoplasmic reticulum; Golgi apparatus. The transcript is spliced from 11 exons. NCBI's taxonomy places the organism in Eukaryota, Viridiplantae, Streptophyta, Magnoliopsida, Rosales, Cannabaceae. The coding region runs from base 207 to 1247 and encodes 346 amino acids. Gene Ontology annotation, molecular function: protein-cysteine S-palmitoyltransferase activity. Gene Ontology annotation, biological process: peptidyl-L-cysteine S-palmitoylation; protein targeting to membrane. The record is from RefSeq and is a predicted model, not a curated record.
UUUAAAGAAAUAAAAAUAAAAAUAUUUUCUGAGCUCUGAGCAGAGAUUAAUUAUUUUAUUUUAUUUAUCCAUUAUUAUUAUUAGGAGAAAUAAAAAAAAAAAAAAAGGAAAGAAAGAAAGAAAAAAGGAAACUUUCUGGAGAAAAUUUUGAUUUUGAGGGAAAAUAUGGAAGUUGAAAUGGAUACAAUCGUCUUCUUCCGCUAAAAAUGACGAUCCUAAACCUAUGCCGACCUUCUCGAGACGUGUAUGAUCUUUCAAUGGACCGCUGCUCAAGAUUUCUCCCCUGUCUUUCCGAUCCCGUUCGAAGAUCUGCUUUGGGUUUAAAAGUUUCAUUGGUGGUGCUUCAUUUGGUAUAUGCUGUUAUUCUUUUUCUUAUUGAUCGAGAUUUCAUACAAAAGACUAAAAGUGAACCCUGGUACUCUUUUGCAUACUUGGUGCUCUUUGUUGCCACAUUGGCUCAAUACUUUAUUACUUCCAGCUCUUCACCUGGAUAUGUUAUUGAUGCGAUAAGGACUUUAAAUGAGUCGAAUGCGGUUUAUAAUAGAGCAGCAGUUUCUUCAAGACAGCCUGCUUCAAGCAAACAUGGAAGUGUGGCUGUGUCGGUAGACUUGAAUGCUGCGGCUGGAAAUAAUAAUUCAACGUCUUGGUCUAAGCUAGUGAUGGGCAUGUAUCCACCUGGAACCACCAUUAGAACAUUAACUUGCUCCUACUGCAAUAUUGAACAGCCUCCACGAGCAAAACACUGUCACGAUUGUGAUAAAUGCGUCCUCCAGUUCGAUCACCAUUGUGUUUGGCUUGGAACAUGCAUAGGUCAGGGUAAUCAUUGUCGAUUUUGGUGGUACAUUCUUGAAGAAACAGUUUUGUGCCUUUGGACUGGAUUUCUUUACAUCACUUUCUUGAAGGCUGAUAUAGCAAGGGCUUGGUGGAAGGUCGGACUCGUGAUAUUGCUGUUGAUUAUCUUAUCAAUUUCCUUGAUCUUUUUGUUCCUCCUUUUAGUUUUCCAUAGCUAUCUUAUCAUGACAAAUCAGACUACAUUUGAGCUUGUAAGACGUAGACGCAUCCCCUAUCUAAGGGGAGUUGCUGGAAGAGUACAUCCUUUCAGUGACGGGGUAUGCAGAAAUAUCUUUCGUUUCUGCUGUGAACGAUCGGGUAUGUACAGGUUAGAACCGUUGCCCACAGCUCAGGAACUCGAGGAAAAAUCAAGACCUUACACAUGUUCGGAUUGUGUAACUUGUCGUUGUUGCUAAUAUUGAUUUGCAUAUUAUUUUUUCCUUUUUCUUUUUCUUCUCUUUUGGCAAAAGAAAAAAUUAAUGGGGAGAAAGUAUAUUGUUAAACACUACUUCAUUGGUUGUUAGAAUGGCAUUAGAGAAAGCCAAUGAUGAAUAGGCAUUUAGAUUGUUUUGUUUUUUGUUUUGUAAUAGAGUUCAUUUGUGUCACUAUUAUGUGAUUUUUUUUGCUGAACUAAAAAUUGGAGAUUGUGUUUCAUAUUGAUAUUUUCCAAGGCUUUCCUAUAUUGCCCAA